CCGUCUCUCCAGAGCCUUCCCGCUCCAUUCCCACCGAGGCACGUAACACGUUCAUGGCGACCUCCGCAGCAGCGGCAGUGACGGUGAGCUCAUCGGACGCCCUAGCCCUUGCGAGCGCGAUCGUGUCGUUGGCCAGGGACGCCUUCACCCACCGGAGGAACUGCCAGCAGCUCGCCGAGCACGCGGAGCUGGUGCGGGCCCUGCUGGAGAAGGUGGACGGCACGGACCUGGCGAGGGUACCGGAGAUCGAGGAGGGUUUGCGGGAGCUGGAGGAGGUCCUGAGAGAGGCGCUCGAGCUGGUGGAGAGCUGCAGAGGGAAGAGCUGUAUGUACAUGGUCGCCACCGGGUGGAACGCGGUGUACGAGUUCCGCCGCGUGGAGACGGAGAUCGAUCGGCGGGUGAAGAUCCCGACGUUGACUGCGUUGGUGCAUGAGUUUCGCAUGGAGCAUUUGAAGCAAGCCCUGCGAGCCAUCGAAGACGACCACAGAGAUUACAUGCUGGACGAGCUGGACAUCAAAAGAUGCGGACGUUUUGGAGAAGUUCCUGUAUCGGGCGUACCCGACCUGCGAUUCGACGAAGCUCUUCAAGAGGAGCGAGAGAAGCUGCAUGUCGAGUUGCAGUGGUUGCGGUCAAGGAACGAGACAAAGCAGUGUCGGGUGAUUGAGCAUCUCAUCAGCGUCGCCGAGAACCCGUCCAACACAUUGCCGAGCAAGAGGGUCACGAAGCUGCUUGUGAAUCAGCCGGCAUUCGUCAUGUCGGGGUAUAUAAACAAUGUAAAGUCCAUCAGAGAGAGCUUUCAGGAUCAAGGACAAGAUGACUGGCAGGCUGAUCUUUUUGGUUGCUGCAUGGAGCCCUCUUUGAGCUUCAAGACCUGCCUGUAUCCCUGCGGAAUGUUUGCAAGGAUUGCAAACGCAGUGUCCAGAGGAGAAAUAUCUCGUGAACUUGCCGUAAACAACGUUUUUGCAUUCUCUCUCAUUGGCAGUUGCUGCUGCUACACUUGCUGCGUGAGAAGAAGGCUGAGAAAGCUUUUCAACAUUCAGGUGCUUUCCCUUACUAAUCGGUUGCUGACAUUAUGUUCCCUCAAACGAUUUCCAAAUUCAUUUGGUGCCAGGGAGGAAAAUGAUUCCUCCACCUUACCAAUUCAUGAAGCCUUUUAA
Eucalyptus grandis is the source of this 1157-nucleotide messenger RNA. Its product is annotated as protein MID1-COMPLEMENTING ACTIVITY 1-like. The record is from RefSeq and is a predicted model, not a curated record. Lineage: Eukaryota; Viridiplantae; Streptophyta; Magnoliopsida; Myrtales; Myrtaceae. Gene Ontology annotation, biological process: cell surface receptor signaling pathway. The coding region runs from base 54 to 1157 and encodes 367 amino acids. The transcript has 7 exons.